CCAGCCGGUGCUUUUACCCUGAGCUUGCGUCUGAAUUCGAGGUCAAUACAAGAUGGUUCCACAAUCCAAAUAUCUGUUGAUUGGUUUGCCUGUUGUAACUUUAGCAGGCAUCGCUGCACUUUGGUGGAAACAGCAUGUGAAAAGCCGCUCCUUCAAGGAAGUGGGGAGUGUUACUGGUCUGUUCGUCUACCCGGUGAAAUCUUGCAAGGGUAUCCGUAUGGACAGCGUCAAAUGUUUCAAAGAAGGAAUGGAGUAUGACAGGCAUUGGAUCGUUCUGGAUGCAAAAGGGAACUUUAUUACACAGCGAAAAGAUCCAAAAUUAGCGCUUGUUGUUCCUCAUUUUGAGGAUGGCAGAUAUCUAUGCCUGAAUGCUCCUGGAAUGGAAAUGUUGAAACUGGAAAUACAGCUACCAGUGGAUCAAAGGGAAUUCAAACGAAUAAAAAUAUUUGGAAUGGAAGGAGAGGGCCAGUAUGUAGGAGAUGAAGCCUCAGAGUGGUUUUCUAAAUACAUGAAUAAACCUGGUUAUAAGAUGUACAAGUUGUCCAGGACUCGAGUGAUAAGGACACAUGAUGAAUGGAGUGACAUUGGAGAGGCUGGAGACCAGGCAACAUUUGGGGAUUUUGCUCCAUACAUGAUUCUUGCUGAAGCUUGCUUGGCUUCACUGAAUCAAGAACUUUCAUUACCUUUGGAAAUGGAACGAUUCAGGCCUAACAUUGUGGUCAAUGGCUUAAAUGCAUUUGAGGAGGACAAAUGGGAGGGUGGAAGAAAAUUCAAAAUAGGGGAUGUGGUGUUUCGAUACCUAAACAACUGUGCAAGGUGCAGUCUGCCAAUUGUUAAUCCAAAAACAGGAGAGAAAAAAGGAGAAGAGCCUUUGAAAACUUUGCGAAGAAUAAGGCUUCCUGAGGAUAGAGAUCCACGAUAUGACAGAUCCCCUCUGUUUGGGAUCAAUGCUGCUCCAGACACAGAUGGCAUGGGGGUCAUACGCCAGGGAGACGCUGUCAUGAUUUGGUCUUGAGCCAUCAGGGAAGGAAACAUUCCUUAUCAUCCUUAUGUUCUAUAAAAAGUUUGAUUUCAGAAAGAGCUGCAAAAAAUGCAUAGCUUUUAAAAAGUAAAGACAGCAACUCAAGUCUAAGGUUGUAUUGAUUAUACUGUAACUUUAUCUGGGUGUUCAAAAUCACAUAGUUGUCUACCUUUCCAUAACACACAUUAAAAUCAGUUGAAAACUGUU
Pocillopora verrucosa is the source of this 1228-nucleotide messenger RNA. Its product is annotated as mitochondrial amidoxime reducing component 2. Lineage: Eukaryota; Metazoa; Cnidaria; Anthozoa; Scleractinia; Pocilloporidae. Gene Ontology annotation, molecular function: catalytic activity; pyridoxal phosphate binding; molybdenum ion binding. The record is from RefSeq and is a predicted model, not a curated record.